Penicillium angulare is the source of this 1188-nucleotide messenger RNA. RefSeq lists its product as uncharacterized. Lineage: Eukaryota; Fungi; Ascomycota; Eurotiomycetes; Eurotiales; Aspergillaceae. Bases 1 to 1188 code for a protein of 395 amino acids. The transcript has a single exon. The record is from RefSeq and is a predicted model, not a curated record.
AUGGCUCACCUGGGGCGCGUCAUGAGGCGGCUAGACUCAUUUCGAAAGCUCGAUGUCAUCGAUACUGACUCUUCCUCCUCUAUGACUGCAGAAGCACCCCAGGUCAAUCUCCCACAUGUGGAUACGCACCUGAACAUGCACCAAAUCACUGGAUUUUACGACGAGACCGGCGUUGAUGGAGUGGAUGCCAAUGGGAUUGAAAACGGAAUUGAAAAUGGUCACGAGAAUGAUUACACAGGUACGCUGUUUUAUGCCGCUUUAUUUGCUUCAAUCCGGGAAUCCGAAUUCCAAGACGAAGAAGAAGAAAAAAACAUCAAUCCCAAACCGCAGGAAGCUGACAUCUUGGUCGAUACAGACUUCAAUACCUCUCCAUCCUUACCCUCCCACACAUCGACAAGCCCGAACCUUAACAACGACGAGGCCCCCACCGAAUGGUCAGCCGUCGGCCACGCCGCCACGGGAAAAUCCGGACGCGUCAUUCACAAUUUACAAGAAGAGAUCGCACGUCUCACGCGCGAAUGCAGCCUAUACCGAUCCCGAGCGGAGGAAACACAACGCUCAAAUGAAGCGCUAAAAAUCCAAAACCAAAACAUGAACGAGCGGCUCCGGAACCUAGAACAAGUCAACGAGACAAACCUAAACUCCAUAUCGCGAAAAGAUCGAAAAAUCGACGAGCUACGCGCCGAAAUAACCGGCGAGCGAAAUAAGCGAGUGGACGCCGAAGCCGACGCGAGCAAAACGAACGAGACGAUGCGUGAAGAGCGCGAGAACCAUCACCGCGAGCAGGCCCGGACACAAGAGAUUGCCAAAUACCACGAGACACAGUAUGAGGUGUUGGCUUCUACGACGAAGCGCGAAAAGGCCGAUCUCGGACGCCGGGUGAAGGCGCUGUGGGCUGAGUUGCAGGUUCUGUCGGAGGCGCAGAAGACGCAGAGCGUUUGUGCGGAACGGCUGGAUGUUCUUGCUGAUCAGAAAAAUCGGGAGGUGGAGGGGUUGAAGGAUGCGCAUGAGAAGUUACUUGCGAGUCAUACGGAUUACAAGAAGACCAAGGAUGAGGAGUUACGGGGCACGAUUGAGCGGGCUCAUGCGAAUAAUGAUAUGAUUGAUGCGGCUAUCAAGUCGAUCAAGCAGACCGAGGCGGAAAUGAAGUGGGCUAUUCAACUGAACAAGAAUCAAGUUCAUGGUUGA